Messenger RNA from Cercocebus atys (sooty mangabey), 1820 nucleotides. RefSeq names its product arrestin domain containing 5 (gene ARRDC5). The record is from RefSeq and is a predicted model, not a curated record. The transcript is spliced from 4 exons. The coding region runs from base 142 to 1215 and encodes 357 amino acids. NCBI's taxonomy places the organism in Eukaryota, Metazoa, Chordata, Mammalia, Primates, Cercopithecidae. Gene Ontology annotation, biological process: protein transport. Gene Ontology annotation, cellular component: cytoplasm.
AAAAAAAAAGAACCAGUAAAAAGGAACCAGUGAGGACUACAAGUUUCGCCAUCAACCACCCACCCUGAACAACAGUUCUGUCUCCCCUCCUGGCCAUUGGGGUCCCCACUUCCUGGAACUCUGAGCUGAGUGAUGUCAUAGAUGGAUUACCUCACUAGGGCCAAGGAACCGGGAAUUUCAGGGACAUGGGGGAGGGAGAGGGAUGUCUCUCUACCGCCCCAACCCCCCAUGUCUGUGGUGAAGUCGAUCGAAUUAGUGCUGCCCAAGGAUGCAAUCUACCUGGCUGGCUCCAGCAUAAAAGGGAAGAUGAUUUUAACCCUGAACAGCACCCUGGUGGACCCCAUAGUGAAGGUGGAGCUCGUGGGAAGGGGUUACAUUGAGUGGAGUGAAGAAGCCGGGGCAUCCCGCGAUUAUAGCAGAAAUGUUAUUUGCAACAACAAGGCAGACUACGUGCAUAAGACAAAGACAUUCCCAGUGGAGGAUAAUUGGUUAAGUGCAGGCAGGCACACCUUUGACUUCCGUUUCAACUUACCUCCCAGGCUUCCUUCUACCUUCAGCAGCAAAUUUGGCCCAUGUCUUCUAUUUCUACAAGCUUCCUGCAUGGGCCGGGAACACAUUUUAGCCAAGAAAGAGGAUGUACUUAUGGGUUCAAGGAAUUCCGCCUUCCACAAAGAAACCCAUUUCCAGAACCCCUUGUUGGUGGAGGCUGAGGAGAAAGUCUCCUACAACUGCUGCCGCCAGGGCACCAUCUGCUUGCAAAUCCAAAUGGAAAAGAACACCUUCACGCCGGGAGAGAAGGUUGUCUUCACAACAGAGAUCAACAACCAGACCAGCAAAUGCAUCAAGACGGUCAUAUUCGCCCUGUAUGCUCACGUUCAGUACGAGGGCUUUACGCCUGGCGCGGAGAGGCGGUCUCGGCUGGACAGCAGCGAGCUUCUGCGGCAGGAGGCCAACACCCACAUGACCCGCUUCAACACCACGAAGAUCGUCAGCACCUUCAACCUCCCAGCGCUGCUGUCCGUGAGCAGCAGCACACGGGACGGGGAGAUCAUGCACACUCGCUACGAGCUGGUCAUCACCGUGCACCUGCCCUGGUCCCUGACCAGCCUCAAGGCCAAGGUUCCCAUCAUCAUCACCAGCGCCUCAGUGGACUCUGCCGGCUGCCAGUCGUCAGAGGAUGGAGUGUUACGCGUGAGCCCAGAUCACCAGAAUUAAGUGCCCAAACUUUUAAAUAUUAAAAGCUUUAUUAGUCUCUACCGGGAGGAAGCUCUCUGUCUCGCACAGGUGACUCUCAGAUGAGUUGAGGCGUAGGCAACACGUUGUCUGCAACCUCCCCGAGCUCUAGCGGUUUAGGUAUCCGUGUCUCCCGUCUGUAGAACUAUCACUGAAUGCCUGGAAUGGACAAAGGAAAUUGGGAAGGUCUCCCAGGACCCAAACCCGGCAUAGCCCGUGUUUUCCACCCUGAGUCUGCCCCCACCUACUGGGGUCUCACAGUGCCAAGACCAGGGGUCCUACUUGGGGGAAAUUCUCCCCUCUGCUAAUGUCUGGCUGUAUUGACCGUCACAACUGCAGGGGAUCAGGGGAGAAGAGAGUCCUACUGGUGUGGAGGGGGUGGAGGCCAGGGACGCUGUUCAGCACCCUGCAGUGUCCAGGAUGGCUCCCCACAAUCAGGAAUUGUUUACCCUGAAUGUCAACAGUACCAAAGGGGCUGGGCAUGGUGGCUCAUUCCUGUAAUCCCAGGACUUUAGGAGGCCAUGGUAGGAGGAUCGUUUGAGACCAGGAGUUUGAGACCAGCCUGGGCAACAUUGUGAGACCCCAUC